This is a messenger RNA of Trypanosoma rangeli, 852 nucleotides long. RefSeq lists its product as uncharacterized. NCBI's taxonomy places the organism in Eukaryota, Euglenozoa, Kinetoplastea, Trypanosomatida, Trypanosomatidae. The record is from RefSeq and is a predicted model, not a curated record. The transcript has a single exon. Bases 1 to 852 code for a protein of 283 amino acids.
AUGGAGCAAGUGGGGCAGCAGCGGUUGCCGAGUGAUCACAGAAACGUCUCCUUCGCACUGAAGGUGGCGGGGUGGCUGGUGCCUGACGUACGCCGGCACCUUUUUCUUCUUCUUUGGAUAUGUGGCGUGCCCAUACAUGUGCAGUACGUGGUGCACCUGCUUCGUAUGUCAGCUGUUCCGCUGGAGAUGGCGAUGACGGACACGACAACUCAGACAGUGAGAAACCCGGGGAUUUACGCGGCGAUGGAAGCGCAUGCGUCGCCUGUUCCGCCGGAAGAAACUUCGAUGCGGGAGGUGGCGCUGGAUAUUUUGUUCGCGCAGGUGGCGGCCGACUGUCGUGCGGCAAACGCACAGGUGCGGCAGGCGUCCCUUUCCAGCGAGGCGUGGUCGGAGGUGCAAAGUUUGUCGUACCGUGUGGACGCGGCCGGCGUCACGCAGAUUGUUGCGCAGGACGCGACGGCAAAGGGUGAGGUCUUGGCGUUGCUGCCGUCGGCAGCUUCGUUGGAGGAGCUCGAGGCGAUGUACUUCACGGCAAUCGACCAGGCGCGACGCUUCCGCGAGCAGUACACUUUUCCCCGGUCCCACAGCCACGCAAGCCGUGAAGGAGACAGCAGGACACACUCCAAGAAGGAGGAGUCUAGCCGCCGUCACGGCGUACAAGGCGAGGCAGGCGUUGGGAUCGAUGUGAUUAUUGUCGACAGCGAGGACGACGACGCUCGCCCGCUGAAGCAGCCAGACAUUGUAGUACUUUCUGAUGACGACGGUGGUGACAGCUGUAGUUGUUGCUGCCAUCCGCCCGCGAAGCGACGACGGGGUUUCUCUGCAGAGGCCGUGUACGAAGUGGUGGAGUGA